CUAAACACGACCAAAGCGAAACAAUAAAUUAACUGAUUCAGUUCGUUGACUGUAGCACUUGUUGUUCAUUUUGUUUUGACAAAAUUCAUUUGUUUAACUUAUAAAAUGAAACCGCGAUGAAGAAAAGGUGCCUCAUCAUUCAAACAUUUGUGUUAAUCUUAUGUUUUUGGAGUGAAAUAUACGGCAUGGACAUCAGUCAGAAAUAUUUUUCUGAUGUUUCAAUCAUCUGCAACGAGACUUCAUUUCAAAACACAUCAGAACGCAACAAUGAUGACCCAGUCGUAAUGAACAGGAUAUGGCUUUUGCCAAAUGGUGACAUCAUUCGGACAGCUCCAAAUUCGGACAGUCUGGCAAAAGUGCAUGUGUCACAGUUAAAUGAUACAUCUGUUCUCCAUAUCAGAAAGAUAGAUGACGUAGACUUUGGUGUAUACUGGUGUAUUCAAGUAUGGAACGACUCAAGCAUAAGUGUGGUAAAACACACUGUUAACAUAGAUGGUCCACCAAUGCACGAGUUUUACGAGCAGCAGAAGAAGAAUGCAAUAGUUGGUGCAAUAUCAGCUGGGGUUGUUUUAGGGAUUAUAUUACUGGUAUAUAUUGUCUGGUAUUUUCAGUGUAGUGAAAAGAUGAAAAGAAAACGUAGAUUAACUGACGACUUAGCGAAGGGAAUUAAUAGAUAUAGCACACAAAUUUACGACAACGUAGGGAUGGAACUGUACGUCAAAAGGACGGACAAGUAGAGAAAUUUGACACACAGUAUAUCGUUUGGUUGAUUCGUUUUAUAGAGAGGCGCUCUCAUUAUUCUUUUUAUAUUAAUAUUGACUUAGUAUUAAUGACUAUAACAUGACUGAAAAAACACUAUUUUGAACUCAUAACUACUUUACACAUAUGCUUCGCAUUGUCAUACAGAAAUUGUGGUACCAUUUGUCUAGCUGGUAAAAUGUAGCUUAUAUAUAAAGAGUUGAACUCAACGUACCCGGUGACCCGUCUGAGUGCGUUGAAAAUCGCAA
This is a messenger RNA of Mercenaria mercenaria, 1007 nucleotides long. RefSeq lists its product as uncharacterized. NCBI's taxonomy places the organism in Eukaryota, Metazoa, Mollusca, Bivalvia, Venerida, Veneridae. The transcript is spliced from 2 exons. The record is from RefSeq and is a predicted model, not a curated record. Bases 117 to 737 code for a protein of 206 amino acids.